CAAAUGGGUAUAUGAACUCAAUCACCAACACAAACACAUGCCCAUAUGUACGUGAAGCGUCUACGGAGACUACAAUCAACUAAUAAAAGCUUCGACGUUGGCAUUUUGCGAGAACCUCCUCAAUACUUGUUCACCAACUCAGCAUUUACUGGCUUUGGGUGGGUAUUAAAGCGGCGGUACUAGCGGAAAAAGCAGUUUCAACAUUUUGCUUAGUACGGCAAUAGCGUCGUGGCGAGAAUACCAUACGAGUGUUAACGCGCGCCAAGAGUAACAUAGCAUUUCAAACCGACAAGGCAACAACAACAAGAAGACUAUGUAGUGAGUUGUGUGAGAAAGCCAUAAACACGUUUAAGCCAGGUAUAUUAUUAGUCAUCCGUUGAAAACAGACAACGCGCACAUACACACAUACAAAUAUGCAUAUGCUAGAUAUAGUGUAGAUCGGAAAAUAAGCGUACGUUUUCUUUGUGGUCAAUUAUAAAAUGUGUAAAUAGAAUACAAUACGAUAAAUUCGAUGUGGAUAUAGCAUAUGUGUGCAUAACUGAAAUAUAUACGAUACGUAGAUAUAUAUUAUAUAUAAUAUACAUAUGUACAUAUACAUAUAAUCGUGCAAUAUAAUCUUACCUCAAAGAUGUUACAAAACGCAAGCGCAUUGCAUUUAGAACAGGAAACAAUAGCUGUUGCAUAAAAAACAUCACAGUGCACACAUAACUGGAUAUGAGUUUCAAAUUUUGUUCGCUUGUAUUCGCCUAUCAUUGAGUAUAUCGGGUAGCAUUACUUAGCACAUAAAUUCGACAACGCGGCAUACAUUGCUAUAAAACCUCUUUGAUUGAUCGGAAACAACAAAAUAUAAUAUAAUAAGCAACAACAAAAAACAACAACAACUUGCGGAAUAAAACUUCAAAAUGACUGAGUUCAUCGAGGUACAAAUACAGAAGAAUCUUAACCAUCGUCUAACCCGCAGCAUAGACAGCCGACAGGAGAUCUUUGGCAAUAGCGAUACACGCGACAGACAUAGAAAACUGGACUUAUUUCGCGACAUGAUCGGCGCCAGUGUUAAUUUGGCGUUGCGCGAUAAAUCCUGUUGUAUGGAUAUCAAUUUCUUAAAUCGUUUCCUAUACGCGAAGAAAUUCAAUUGCGAAGCAGCUUUAGACUUACUCAUAAAAUAUUUAUUAUUCAAAGAGAAUAACAAGCAUAUUUUACAAAAACUCAGUAUUUUUGAUGAAAACAUACAAACUUCCUUAAGGGAUGGCAACCCAUCCGUAUUAAAGCAGCGCGAUCGUAAGGGGCGUAAAGUUCUAACGUUUGCUGCUGCCAAUUGGGAUACAAAUAAAUAUAGCAUGGAGGAUGUGUUUCGUGCGUUGCUGCUGUCAUUGGACAAAUUGCUGGAGAAUGUGGAGAAUCAGGCAUUGGGAUUUGUGGUGAUUGUUGAUUGGACAAACUUCACAUAUAAGCAAUCGAAGCAUAUCUCCGCUAAAACGCUUAAGUUAAUGAUUGAAUGUUUGCAGGAUUGUAUGCCGGCAAAAUUCAAGGGCAUACAUUUCAUUGGUCAACCUUGGUAUGUGGAUGUGAUGCUAAAAGUAGUAAAGCCCUUCUUAAAUGAUAAAAUCAAGAGACGUUUACUGGUGCAUGGCACCAAUUUGACUAGCUUACAUAAUAUGGUCAGUAAAGAUAUUUUACCACCCGAUUUGGGUGGCGAGGGUCCGGCAAUUAAUACAUUGGACUGGUAUCAUUAUUUAUUGGAGUCAAGCCAAAAUUCGGAACUGAGAAAGUCCUAUAGACUUAUUGAAGCGACUGUAUAUUCAAAAACGGCAGAUUGGCAGAAACCUGUAGCAAUUGCAAAUGGAACGCAAAAAAUCGAAUCGAAUGGAACUUUAAUUAAUAUUAAACAAAUCUCAUGACAAUGAAGACUUUUAGUUUUUAUAAUAAAUAUUUUUAGUAUUGCACUUCACUUUGUAUAAAAAUGUGUAUCUAUUUAUAGAGCUUAGCAUUUGUUCUUAUAUUAUAUUUGUAUGGUUAUAUUAUUUUUUGUUUUAUUCAUAUUAUUUGUAGAUUUUUUAGUUUAAGAGUGAAUUGUUCUCGAUAAUAUAAUAACUAAUGUUUUGAAUGCACAAAUA
Messenger RNA from Bactrocera oleae (olive fruit fly), 2114 nucleotides. RefSeq names its product clavesin-2. Gene Ontology annotation, molecular function: phosphatidylinositol bisphosphate binding. NCBI's taxonomy places the organism in Eukaryota, Metazoa, Arthropoda, Insecta, Diptera, Tephritidae. Gene Ontology annotation, cellular component: membrane. The record is from RefSeq and is a predicted model, not a curated record.